Molecule: messenger RNA, 2556 nt
Organism: Parus major (Great Tit)
Lineage: Eukaryota; Metazoa; Chordata; Aves; Passeriformes; Paridae
Gene: ANKRD40
Product: ankyrin repeat domain 40
Molecular function (GO): protein binding
Source: RefSeq, a predicted model, not a curated record
CCUGCAAGGCUGUCUUCUAUUUCUGAGGAUUGUUUUAAUUUCUCAUGAUUUCUCAGGCCACUUUCUCAGGCGAGACUGAGAGAGCUCUGCGGCCUGCUCUUCCACAGGCACUGUGCUCCCUGCUUUUGCUCAUAUUUACAAUCCGUAGUCCCUCCCAACAUUUAACACUCAAUGAUUCCAUAAUUCACACUAUGACAAAUCCAGAGCCCGCAAAAACAAUCAGCAGAGGAGACAGGGUGUACGAUGCUUUUCUAUAUCUAUUAAACAGCACCUACCCGGGCCUUCCCCGCUCGGCCCGUAGCCGGGCAGCGGCCGCGCCCCGGAACCGGCUGUCGGGGCCGGGUUGUCACCGGCAAUAGUGUCCGCCGGGCCGGAGCGCGGAGCAGGGAGCGGCGGCGGGGCUGCGGGAGGCGGUGCGGGAGGCGAUGCGGGAGGCGAUGCGGGAGGCGAUGCGGGAGCCCGGCGGGAGCUGCGGGGAGAUGGCGGAGCGGGAGCGGCAGGAGCGGCUGCGGGAGGCGGCGGCCCUCGGCGAUGCGGAGGAGGUGCGGCGGCUCGUGGAGCUGGGGGUCGGCCUCAACUCCCAGAAUGAAGUCAACGGAUGGACCUGUCUGCACUGGGCCUGUAAGCGGAACCACGCGGCGGUUGUGGCUUAUCUGCUGCAUGCUGGGGCUGACAAGGACAUCCUGACGAAGAAAGGGGAGAGGCCAGCCCAGUUAACAUCCAAGAGAGAGAUCAGGAAGAUGUUGGGAGUGGAAGAUGAACUCCCAGACUUGAAGCAAGAUUCAGAUCUGCCAAUCGUCCCCAAUUACCUGGCUAACCCACCUUUCCCAUAUGUUUACACCUCAAGUACCAGCGUUCCAGAUCUUGCCCUGAAUGGGAAUGUCUCACACCUGGAAGCACAAGACAUCAUCUCUCCAUCUGUACCUGACUCUGACACCUACAGACGAGCACAAGGACCAUUGCAGCCCGGGAACAAUGCUCCUGAGGUGCCUCCUAAUGGGGACAUCCCACCCCUGCCUCGAGGGUCUGCUGGGCCAUCACACCCAAAUCCUCUCCUCCAGAGAGCUCCUGUUUACCAGGGCUCAGUGUCCUGGGGGAGAAGCCCCUCUUCACCAGCAGGAUCCAACCAAUUCCUACCCCAGCAAGGGAACAGCUCCUGCAUGGGGCCUGUGCCAGCCUUUCAGCCUGUUUUCUUCACAGGAGCUUUUCCACCCAACGUGCAAGAACUGGUGCUUAAAGUGAGAAUAAAAACCCCUAAUCUUAGAGAAAAUGACUUCAUUGAAAUUGAACUGGACAGACAAGAACUGACCUACAAGGAGCUGCUCCGAGUGAGUUGCCGUGAGCUGGGUGUGAACCCCGAGCACGUCCAGAAGAUCAGAAAAUUACCAAAUACAAUGUUAAGAAAGGACAAGGAUGUUGCAAGGCUACAGGAUUUCCAAGAACUGGAGCUUGUUCUAACAGUAAGCGACAAAAACUUACUUUUCAGAGUCCCAACACUUUCUGACAGUGGGUAUAACAAGAAGGCAUCAGAACUUAUGUACUAAUUAAGGAAUAAACCAAAAUAUUUUUAUCUUUCAUUUUACAAUUGGGUUUGAAAAACAGUAUCUAAAAGGGCUAAUGAUGUGAAAAAAUCUAUUUUGUUAACCAUGAAAUAAACUGAAGUGGUUAUGCACAUUUACAGCUUCUAGUUAAUCUAUGAACAGUGAGUGUGGUAUAAAAGUAGCUCAAUGCACAGGAAGUAUUGGUAGAACUAUCUGUUAAUGCAACUCUUCCUUACACAAAGGUAAUGAAAUACUGCAGAGUUAGCAGCUCUCAGGGAAAGGCUUACUUUAAGCUGUUCUAAUAAUUUGUUUGCUAUAAAAUAGCAGAGGUAGUUGAGCUAAAGAACCUGCCAUGAAGCCCAUUUAAUAUUUGUACUGAGUCCAUUACCAUCAAUGUUCUCUUUUUAGAUCAUGCUUAUUAAGUCCUAUCUUACUUAGAGGGGAAAAAAAACCCCGGAAGGGUUUAAAUCUAUAGAAGCACAAAACUAUGUCAAGUUUAAAUUCUAUCAAGUGACUUAUUACCUGUGAUUUCUUAAUCCCUGUUUACACUUUUCCCUGUUUCUCAGGUUGAAAAUAAAAGUGACAGUAAUUAUUCAAAUAAUAAAUAUAUACUCUCAACCAAAAUCCCUUUUAGUGUUGUCUGUGAGUGUAUACAUGAGCAAUUGACAUGUGCAAUUUAAUAUACUAUUUUUGUUACUGUGUUGACAUUUCUUCAAUGCUGCUUUAAUUUCCCCUUUUAAAAGCACAAAAAGUGUAAUUUUAUUUUCCUUUGACCUACUUAACUGAGAAAAACUGCAUCCUGAACCUAUAGUUACCUGUGUAAAAAGAAACUAGUGAAUACCCAGGGUUCUCUGGGCUGAUAGCCAAUCUUGAUGUUCCUAUGCAAUGUAUUUUCUUUUUUUCACCGUAACUUGUGUUUACCCAUGUAGUUUACUGAAAAGAAAAUCACAGUUACUUAAAAGUCAGAAUUUGAUUACUUUGCUGUGAAAUUCUCAAAUAAAGAAAUUGAAAAGUA